AUGGAUAACAAUAACGAGAAUGAUGAGAAUCAAGAGCUUCUUAAUGAGGAAGAAGAUGAUGACUUUCCUGAAUAUGCCAAUGAAGCAAAUAAGGAACUUAAUGAAAAGGUAUGGAUAUAGGUUUUUUGAAUUUUAGAUCAAAUUAAAAAGAGGCAUCAUUCGAGAUAUCAAUUCUAAGAUUGAAGAAAAGAGUGAUAAAUUAAAAGUACUUUCAGAACACUUGAAGAACAUUCAACAAGAAUUACUUCACACUUAAGCAUUGGUAUGAAUUGAAUAAUAGUUAAGAUUGACACAAAAAAUAAAGAAAUUGAAACUGAAGACCAUUUGAANAUAAUUGGCAAAUUUGUCCUUAUUAUUCAUAAAAUAAUUAUUUAGAUCAAAACAAAUAAUAUAAUAUUAUUUAUAUGCAUUAAUUAAGAAAACGAGUUAAUAUCUUUAGCCAAAUAAAAAUAUAUGGACAUUAUCAAAUAAUUAUUUAAAUAUAUUAUCUUCUUUAUGUUUUCUUCUAUUAUAUUUCCUAUACUAUUCUAAUAUCAUUAAAUCUAUACUUUAUAUAUCAUAAUCUAUUGA
Molecule: messenger RNA, 570 nt
Organism: Paramecium pentaurelia
Lineage: Eukaryota; Ciliophora; Oligohymenophorea; Peniculida; Parameciidae
Source: the annotation of a GenBank genome assembly